This is a messenger RNA of Nerophis lumbriciformis (worm pipefish), 2616 nucleotides long. RefSeq lists its product as uncharacterized. Gene Ontology annotation, molecular function: lysozyme activity. The record is from RefSeq and is a predicted model, not a curated record. Lineage: Eukaryota; Metazoa; Chordata; Actinopteri; Syngnathiformes; Syngnathidae. Gene Ontology annotation, biological process: defense response to Gram-positive bacterium; defense response to Gram-negative bacterium.
UGCGGAGGCGGGAAGGAGCGAGCGUCCUGACGACAGGGACGUCACCUGACCCCACAAGGAAGCAUGGCUGCACUCUGACACAGCAAAAAGUGCCGAAGUGACGUGCGAGGAUGUGAGAAAUAAUGGAAACAGGUUAGUCCACGGAACAGAUGAAGUCCCAGGAGCAAAGUGUGAUCAGACACAAGACAGGCGCGGGAAAGGUAAACAGAAGCUGCUGAGAUGAGGUCAAAGACCAUCCUGCUUGUCGUCCUAGCGGUUCUGAUGACAAGGAUGUGCCAGAGCCGCGUUGUCUCUCGAUGUGAGCUCAAAAAGAGACUUGAUGAGGUCAUUGUGCUGCCUGAAGGCCUUCAAAUGUUCAAAAGGAACAUCCUGUCCGUAGUAUUGUGUGAAGUGGAGAGGAUAUCCAAUCUGAACACCAGUCUAGUCCGGACUGUCCCCACCGUGUCAAUUGUCCCUCACCCUACUACCAACACCACAAAACCUCCUGAACCACCAACUACCAACACCACAAAACCUCCUGAACCACCAACUACCAACACCACAAAACCUCCUGAACCACCAACUACCAACACCACAAAACCUCCUGAACCACCAACUACCAACACCACAAGACCACCUGAACUACAAAAUACCAACACCACAAGACCUCCUGAACCACCAACUACCAACACCACAAGACCUCCUGAACCACCAGCCAUCAACACCACAAGGCCUCCUGAACCACCAACUACCAACACCACAAGACCUCCUGAAUCACCAGCCACCAACACCACAAGACCUCCUGAACUACCAACCAGCACCACAAGACCUCCUGAACUACCAACCAACACUACAAGACCUCCUGAACCACUAACUACCAACACCACAAAAUCUCCUGAACUACCAACUACCAACACUACAAGGCCUCCUCAACCAACAACUAACAACACCACAAGACCUCCUGAACCACCGACCACCACCAACACCACAAGACCUCCUGGACCACCAACUACCACCAACACCACAAGACCUCCAGAACCACGAACUACCACCAACACAACAAGCCUUCCAGAACCACCCACUAAUCCCAACACCACAAGAUCCCCUGAACCGCCAACUACUACAACCACCACAGAACCUCCUGAACCACCAACUACCACAGCCACCACAAGACCCCCUGAAACACCUACUACCACCACCCCCACCCCCAGACCCACUGAACCACUAACUACCACCACAAGACCUCCUGAACCACCAACUACCACAGCCACCACAAGACCCCCUGAAACACCUACUACCACCACAAGACCCCCUGAACCACCUACUACCACCAACACAACAACACCUCCUGAACCAUCAACUACCACCACCACCACAAGACCCCCUGAACCAUCAACUACCACAGCCACCACAAGACCCCCCGAAACACCCACUACCACCACCACCACCCCAAGACCCCCUGAACCACUAACUACCACAGCCACCACAAGACCCCCUGAAACACCUACUACCACCACCCCCACUCCAAGACCCCCUGAACCACUAACUACCACCACCUCCACAAGACCUCCUGAACCACCAACUACCACCAACACAACAACACUUCCUGAACCAUCAACUACCACAGCCACCACAAGACCCCCUGAAACUACCACCACCCCCACCACAAGACCCCCUGGACCACUAACUACCACCACAAGACCUCCUGAACCACUAACUACCACCACCACCACUGCAAGACGCCCUGGACUACUAAGUACUACCACCACCCCAAGACCCCUUGAAGUAGAAACCAUGAGCACAAUAUUUGUUCAAUUGUCUAACACCAGUCUAGCAAACAUAUCGCGUCAGAUUGAGCUGGCGGCGUUGGAGAAGCACUUGGAUGAAAUGUGGAGUACAAACCAAGGGACACGUAGGAAGAGACAGUUACCGGACGAUAAUGUGGACCACCAGCCGUAUUCUCACACUUUGUAUGGACUUUUCCAGAUGUCUGACUCCAUUUUCUGCGAGUUAAGCGAUCCUUGGACCAACAACAUCUGCAUGACGCCCUGCACUGCUUUUAUCGACGAUGACAUCACGGACGACAUCGAAUGCUUCGUGGCCAGUCAGUACUGGAUGAAUGUGUUCAGGACGGCCAGCCCUCAGUGUUACGCCGUCACCGACUUCCUCGAUGAGUGUGUUUGAUCUCGUAUGAACAAUAAAUUCUUUCCCGAUCUACUGUUUUCUUUGCGGAAAUCACUCAGUCUAACAUAAAAGUGGACUUUGUUUCCAGUGUUUUUCGGAUUUUUUUUUUUUCUAUUCAAAGGUCUUUUUAGUAUUUAUUUGAGAUCUCAAAUAGCACACGUUUGCAGAGAAGCAGCUGCUAACAGAAAGAAGGAAGAGAGCAAAAGAGAAGAAAGACAUUUUUCAGAUAUUUCUGUCCGCCUUUUAGAUGUGAGAAGAUCGAGGAGAAGUUGGUGCGAAGGAAUGUUUUGUUUACAUCUUGGAAAAGGCAGCAAUACAGCAUCAAUCACUCAAGUAACGCAUUUGCAGAGUAACCUUUGACCAAAAGACAAAUACAAUAUGAGUUAGUAAUUACAAAAAUGUUUGCCUCAUGUUCUCAGGUGUUUUUAAAAUAACUUUAUUGAUACAGAGGGU